AUGGCGCAAUACUUCUUCGACCUCCUGUAUACCUUCACGGAUUGCAUGUGUUGCUUUCCUAGCUCCCCACAGUUAAAGAUCAACAACCGGAGUUUCAAGCUCCUACGUUUGUUGGGCGAGGGUGGAUUUUCCUACGUCUACCUAGUCCAAGAUAAGGCGAGCUCCGAAUUAUUCGCGCUGAAGAAGAUCCGCUGUCCAUUUGGCCAGGAAUCCGUAUCGCAAGCCCUGAAAGAAGUUGAAGCCUACAACAUCUUCAACUCCCAACCCAACAUCAUCCACUCGAUCGACCACUGCGUAUCCACAGAAUCCGGCUCAAAAUUCAGAUCCGAUGGCGGAGAUCCAGGCUCAAAGACGGUCUAUAUUCUACUCCCAUACUACCAGCGCGGUAAUCUUCAGGAUGCCAUCAAUGCCAACCUGGUCAACCACACUAAGUUCCCAGAGAAGCGGCUUAUGGUCCUGAUACUUGGUGUUGCCGAUGCGCUUCGCUCGAUGCAUCAGUAUCGGGUGAAGAACGGAUCGGCGUCUACGCGAAAGGCAAAGGGUGUUCGGAGAGAAGGCGAGGAGGCAGACGAGGAACGGACCAUGCAGAUGAAGCCGAAACGGAGGGCUAGCCAACGCAUAGCGGAGGAUGAAGAGGAUGAGGAGAAUGCGCCCCUGAUGGAUGACGAGGUCACCCGGAGUCAGGAAGGUGUCGAGGAUGGAGACCUGCGCCCUUAUGCGCACCGAGAUGUUAAGCCUGGAAACAUCAUGAUCGACGACAACGGCCAAUCACCCAUCCUGAUGGAUCUGGGCUCUUUGGCGCCCAGCCCCAUCGCCAUUACGUCGCGCUCCCUCGCCUUAGCAGUGCAGGAUACCGCAGCAGAACACAGCACGAUGCCAUAUCGUGCACCGGAGCUCUUCGAUGUCAAGACAGGGUCGAUCAUUGAUACCAAGGUUGAUAUCUGGUCGCUAGGCUGCACACUCUACGCCUGUCUUGUGGGUAAGAGUCCCUUCGAGGCACGCAGUGAAGAGACCGGUGGUAGCUUGAGCAUGUGCGUUCUCGGUGGUGACUGGCGAUUCCCUGAUGAGAAGUCUGGUGCUUCUAAGGGUAAAUCCAAGUCGGGUGAAAGCGAGGAUGCAUCCAAAAAUGAUACCCCUGCGAUCAGUGCACCUGUCAAGGAUAUUGUUCGGAGGUGUCUCACCGUUGAACCCUCGGAACGGCCCGACAUUGAUGAGCUGAUCGAGCUCAUGAAGGGUGUUAUUGACCAGAUGCCUGAAGAUGAUGUGGCGGGUCCAUCUCAUUAA
Penicillium expansum is the source of this 1284-nucleotide messenger RNA. RefSeq names its product putative serine/threonine protein kinase ENV7. NCBI's taxonomy places the organism in Eukaryota, Fungi, Ascomycota, Eurotiomycetes, Eurotiales, Aspergillaceae. Gene Ontology annotation, molecular function: protein serine/threonine kinase activity; ATP binding. The transcript has 3 exons. The coding region runs from base 1 to 1284 and encodes 427 amino acids. Gene Ontology annotation, biological process: protein phosphorylation; regulation of vacuole fusion, non-autophagic; vacuolar protein processing. Gene Ontology annotation, cellular component: Golgi apparatus; cytoplasm. The record is from RefSeq and is a predicted model, not a curated record.